Messenger RNA from Cylindrotheca closterium, 1068 nucleotides. The record is from the annotation of a GenBank genome assembly. Lineage: Eukaryota; Bacillariophyta; Bacillariophyceae; Bacillariales; Bacillariaceae.
AUGACAUCGCACAUUCAUCAAUCGCGUUACAAAGUAGCAUUGCCAAACUGUGUUCGCAAGGUGGACAUUCGCACCCAUGAGGGGGUGGAGGCCAUACUCAAAGAAUCGGACUUUUCAAGAGAGUACGUUGCUGCCACAUUGCAAGAUGCCCUUGAGAUACGAGCGAAAGAAGAAUUGGAUCAGGAGGACAAAAUCUGUCUGUCUCAAGUGUAUACGCUGAUGCACUAUCUUUCGAUGAAUUCUGACAAGGACAGCAAUCUGUUGAUGGAAGGAAUCCGAGAAUCAGAUAUCCGUCUAUGGUUUGAAAUUGCCAUUGAUGAAAUCAAGAAACUGUCCGCCAAGCCAAGCUGGAUAUUGACUGGAAUCCUAGAUGAUUACGAAGAGUCGGUCUUACAUCCAUGUGUUACCUUGUGCUGUCAUCCGGUUCCUGUCAAAAUUGCGUUUGAGGCGGAAUUCUUUCACGCCUUGGCCAACUUUAUUCGAGCCAGGAAAGGAGGAACUAGCUUACCAUCACCACUGGUUUGCACUUCCAUCAAUGCCAUGGUAUUUUGGUCCUUCACUGUGGCUACCAAGAAACCCUUUGAUCCAAAAUGGUCCGACGAACAGUAUUUCGAUACCUUGGAGGAAUGUGGGAUGCUGGAGCAAUUCCUUCGAUGCGUCACGGUGCCACAGUUUCCGGAAUCGGAUACUUUAAUGACCAGGUUGCUCAACUCGAUCGCCUCUUGUCCCAAUUUACUCCGAACCAAGUUCCAGGAAGGGAUGCCCUGUAGAGACACUUUGCAGGCACUUGUGGAUGGUAAAGACGGAAGCAAAACCGAACGUGCAGUCGUCAUGGCUAUACUUCAUGGCAUUCUAGGGCUAGUAGAAAGGAUAACGCCAAUUGACGAAAAUGAUCUUGUAAAAUCGCAAUGCGGACACUGUCGCGAAUCAAGCACAUCGCAAGAGUUUCAACGGUCACUUUUGCUUUGUUCUCGAUGUCGUCAUGCACGGUAUUGUUCCAAGGAAUGUCAGCGAGCGAAUUGGAAGGAACACAAGAAAAUCUGUGUCCCAGCUGCUACCAGCAAGUAG